Striga hermonthica is the source of this 497-nucleotide messenger RNA. Lineage: Eukaryota; Viridiplantae; Streptophyta; Magnoliopsida; Lamiales; Orobanchaceae. The record is from the annotation of a GenBank genome assembly.
GAUUUUGCCAGCAAGCUUACCAAUCAAUAUUCAAGCGCAGUGGCGUAUGAGAAAACAUACUUGAUAUUGAUGGCAAUGAGGCAGGGGGAGAAGGAGUCAUUGAGGAAGUACGUCGCUCGAUAUAACCAGACGUGUUUGGAAGUGCAUUCGGCUACAGAUGAGGUGCAUGCGGGAGAAUUGAUAAGAAGUCUUCGCGCAGGGCCUUGCCGAACUUCCCUGGCAAAGACCCCUGCUCGAUCGUAUGCGGAGGUCUUGAAGCGUUGCAGGAAGUAUAUUAAUUUGGAGGAAAUGGAGGUAGAGUUCGCAAAGUUGGAAGGGCCGGCUCGACCAGAACCGAAGAAGGAGCAAACCCCACCAAGAGGGAGGUCGCCGAGGAGGAGUUUGCCCAAGAGAAGUGGGUCGAAAAAGACAUCACCAAGGAGGGAAGGUCGGGAUUCGAAGCGGCAGAAGAGAGACGAUAGGUGGCAGGGAAGGCCAUUGUUGCUCGAAAGACAGUG